UUGAACAAAUAACUAGAGAGAAAAUCACCUACAAGAGGUAAAAGCCAGGCAUGACACUGCCGACAAAGUAAAUUGAAAACGAUAGAUGCUUCGAAUAUUUUUUGUGGUAAAUUAUUUUCCUUAUUGGUGUGAAAGUAGCCAUGUAGAGAGAUUCGUUGAUUCCUGUGCACCAUGGAAUUUGAAGCUUUACUAGACGUCAAAUUUAGGCUACUCAAGCUCGAACACGCGUAAUGAUGAGGGGCCCUCCUCCAACUAAAGUCAACGCAGCGCCGGCGGUCGACGACGACGGGCACAACGCCGCCGUCCCGGGCAUUGGGAGUGGACUGCGAAAGAAGGCGUCGGGAGUCCGGUCAUGGCUUCUACUGGACUCCACAGGGCAGGCGCAGGUGGUGGAGGCCGGAAAACACGCCAUUAUGCGGCGGACGGGACUUCCUGGCCGCGAUCUUCGUAUACUGGACCCACUUCUCUCCUACCCCUCCACCGUUCUCGGCCGUGAACGAGCCAUCGUCAUCAACUUGGAACACAUCAAGGCCAUAAUCACCGCCCAAGAGGUCCUUCUCCUUAACGCCAAAGAUCCCUCCGUUGCCCCUUUUGUUGAAGAGCUUCAGCGCAGAAUCCUGCGCCACCACCAGGCUACCAAGUCCCAGGAAACUGGAAUUGGAGGCAAUAAUGUAGACUGGGGAAACCUGUAUGCUAUAGAAGAUUCACAAUCACAAAGAGCUAGCCGUUCAAACUAUCCAGGCAAGGAUGAGGAGGGCAAGGGAGAUGCAAAUCAGCAAGUUGAAGAUAACCGGGAUGGAAUCAAGCUUCUUCCCUUUGAAUUUGUUGCCCUAGAGGCCUGCCUAGAGGCCACUUGCACUUGCUUGGAUAGUGAGGCGAGGACAUUGGAGCAGGAAGCUCAUCCUGCUUUAGAUAAACUGACUUCAAAGAUUAGUACUCUGAACUUGGAGCGUGUCCGUCAAAUUAAAAGUCGCUUGGUGGCAAUAACUGGGCGCGUUCAAAAGGUAAGAGAUGAAUUAGAACACUUACUGGAUGACGAUGAGGAUAUGGCAGAGAUGUAUCUGAGUGACAAGCUUUUCGAAGUUGAGAGUUCUUCGGCUUCCUCCAUGAAUGAGCAAGAAGAUGGCAUGGAUGAUGAAGUUAUGCAGUCAGAUGUGAAUGACAGGGUUCCUGGUGAAAUCUCCAUUGAAGGCAAUGGUGCUGAUCCAGAGAUCGAUUACCCUAUGGAAAGAGUAAACACGCUUGGGCGAGAUAGCCACACAACACGCACAAGUACAACUCGCAGCGCCAUAAGCAAGCAUCUCAACGUGGAGGAACUCGAAAUGCUCCUAGAAGCCUACUUUAUUCAGAUUGACGGCACACUGAACAAACUCUCCACUCUGCGUGAGUAUGUGGACGACACGGAAGACUACAUCAACAUCAUGCUGGAUGACAAGCAGAACCAUCUUCUGCAAAUGGGGGUCAUGCUGACGGCAGCAACCCUCGUCGUAAGUGCUUUCGUGGCUGUGGCUGGGGUUUUCGGUAUGAAUAUCACUAUUGAAUUGUUCAAUCCUGAUAUAGCUGGGAUGCCGGAGUUUCUGUGGACAAUUGGGGGUGGCUCCGCGGGCUGCAUUAUCCUAUAUGUAGCUGUAAUUGCGUGGUGUAAACACAAGCGAUUACUGGACUGACUGAGUGGAACCACAACACUUGCUGUAGUACCAGUCAUUAUAUUUCACUCAAUAUGCAAAAUCGAGUUUAAAUGCUUCAUGACAAGUCUAAAAGGAUAGUUGAUGAUAUGAUGUAUGUUUGGUGUUAAUCUUGUACGCUACUCAGUUGGAUGGCCUGUGGUAUACACUUUAGUUUCUUCAUUUGCUUU
Messenger RNA from Ipomoea nil (Japanese morning glory), 1855 nucleotides. RefSeq names its product magnesium transporter MRS2-3-like. Gene Ontology annotation, molecular function: magnesium ion transmembrane transporter activity. Gene Ontology annotation, biological process: magnesium ion transport; transmembrane transport. Bases 231 to 1667 code for a protein of 478 amino acids. NCBI's taxonomy places the organism in Eukaryota, Viridiplantae, Streptophyta, Magnoliopsida, Solanales, Convolvulaceae. The record is from RefSeq and is a predicted model, not a curated record. The transcript is spliced from 6 exons. Gene Ontology annotation, cellular component: membrane.